GAAUUAGAACAAACCUUUAGAAAAUUAAUCUAUUUCAUUGGUCCACCGCGUAAUUACGGUCCAACCGAUGAAGAGAUUGAAACACAACGAUUAAAUGAAGAGAAGCAGCGUAUCGAGUUUGAAAGAAUCGCUGAAGAACAAUUUAAGCAAAAAGUUCAGUUAGCAGAAGCAGCACGUAGUCAAAGAAUUAAAGAAUGG
Trichobilharzia regenti is the source of this 198-nucleotide messenger RNA. Lineage: Eukaryota; Metazoa; Platyhelminthes; Trematoda; Strigeidida; Schistosomatidae. The record is from the annotation of a GenBank genome assembly.